This is a messenger RNA of Effrenium voratum, 483 nucleotides long. Lineage: Eukaryota; Dinophyceae; Suessiales; Symbiodiniaceae. The record is from the annotation of a GenBank genome assembly.
AUGACGGCGCGGGUGAGCCGAUGGGCCUUUGGUAUUCUGAGCGUUGCUUGCGCGCUGGCAUAUGUUUCGGCCGUUUUACCCAGCUCCAAAUUCCUGGCGAAGGAUGAGCUACGGAUGGCGGGCAACUUGACGCUCGCAAGCAACUUGACACUCGAAAGUGCGCCGGGUGCAGAGGCUUCUGAAGUUGCGAACCCCAGCCCGGCAGCGGCUCCGCUGGCGCCGGUGGAAACAUCGCAGGUUGCGACGAGCCCCACAGCAGCACAGGCGCCAAGCGUUGAUACUGAGCAGGGCCUUCCGCAGGGGAGUCAUAUGCCCAAUGUGCGCACGGGCGCUGGCUUGCGUUUGGCUUUGCUGCUCGUCGGUGCCGCCCGGACGUUGGUGUACCCUAUGGUCUGCGAGAACAUCAAGUCGCGCUUGGUGGAAUUGCAGCGGCCGGAGGGACAUCCCACCUGGAAGGAGACUUUGGCAACCUCCAUGUCCUAG